UCUCUUUGUCUUAAUUUACAGGCUGCGUCGAUGGCACUGAGCAGCUUGGGCCACGUAUAUACUGCUAUAGGAGACUAUCCAAACGCCCUGGCCAGCCACAAGCAGUGCGUCCUGCUGGCCAAGCAGUCCAAGGACCAGCUGUCGGAGGCCCGCGAGCUGGGGAACAUGGGGGCCGUCUACAUCGCCAUGGGAGACUUUGAAAACGCAGUCCAGUGUCAUGAGCAGCACCUGGGCAUCGCCAAGGCUCUGGAGAAUAAACGGGAAGAGGCGCGCGCCUACAGCAACCUGGGCAGCGCCUACCACUACCACCGCAACUUUGACAAGGCCAUGUCGUACCACACGCACGUUCUGGAGCUCGCGCAGGAGCUGGACGAGAAGUCCAUCGAGAUGAGAGCCUACGCCGGACUGGGCCACGCUGCCCGCUGCAUGCAGGACCUGGAGAGAGCCAAGCAGUACCAUGAACAGCAGCUGUCCAUCGCUGAGGGUCUGAAGGACAGAGCUGCGGAAGGAAGGGCCUCCUCCAACCUGGGUAUUAUCCACCAGAUGAAGGGCGACUAUGAGACUGCACUGAAGCUCCACAAAACCCACCUGGCCAUUGUUCAGGAGCUGAACGACUACGCCGCUCAGGGCCGCGCCUAUGGCAACAUGGGUAACGCCUACAACGCCCUGGGAGCCUUCGACCAGGCCGUCCGCUACCACCGCCAGGAGCUGCAGAUCUCCAUGGAAGUCAACGACCGGGCCUCGCAGGCGUCCACGCACGGCAAUCUGGCCGUGGCGUACCAAGCACUGGGCGCCCACGACCGCGCUCUGCAGCACUACCAGAACCACCUCAACAUAGCCCGCGAGCUCAGAGACGUCCAGAGCGAGGCGCGGGCGCUGGGCAACCUCGGCAACUUCCACUGCUCGCGAGGAGAGUUCCCUCAGGCCGUGCCCUACUACGAGCAGUACCUCCGGCUGUCCCCGGACCUCCAGGACAUGGAGAGCGAGGGGAAGGUGUGCCACAAUCUGGGCUACGCCCACUACUGUCUGGGCAACUAUCAGGACGCGGUCAAAUACUACGAGCAGGACUUAGCUCUGGCCAAGGACCUCCAUGACAAACUGAGUCAGGCUAAGGCGUACUGUAACCUUGGCCUGGCCUUCAAGGCCCUGGGAGACUUUACCAAGGCGGAGGAGUGUCAGAAAUAUCUGCUGUCGCUGGCCCAGUCUCUCAACAACGCACAGGCUCGCUUCAGAGCCCUGGGAAACCUGGGAGACAUAUUUGUCUGUAAGAAAGAUGUGGCCGGAGCCAUUCAGUUUUAUGAGCAGCAACUGGCCUUAGCUCACCAGGUUAAGGAGCGCAGGAUGGAGGCCUGUGCCUAUGCCGCGCUUGGGGCCACCUACAGACUGGUGCAGAAGUAUGACAAAGCCCUAGGCUACCACACCCAGGAGCUGGAGGUUUACCAGGAGCUGGGCGACGUGUCGGGAGAGUGCAAAGCCCACGGCCACCUGGCAGCUGUCUACAUGGCCCUGGGGAAGUACGCCAUGGCCUUCAAGAGCUACGAGGAGCAGCUGGAGCUCGGGCGGAGGCUUAAGGACCCCGUGGUGGAGGCUCAGGUGUACGGGAACAUGGGCAUCACUAAAAUGAAUGUAGGGGUGAUGGAGGAAGCCAUCGGCUACCUGGAGCAGCAGCUGGCCACUUUACAGCAGCUGAGUGGCAACGAGGCGGUCAUGGACAGGGGCCGGGCCUACGGGAACCUGGGAGACUGUUACGAGGCUCUGGGAGACUUUGAGGAAGCCAUCAAGUAUUACGACCAGUACCUGUCUGUGGCCCAGAGCCUGAACCGCAUGCAGGACCAGGAGAAGGCCUACAGAGGCUUAGGCAAUGGACACAGAGCCAUGGGACACCUGCAGCAGUCGCUGGUGUGUUUCGAGAAGCGUCUCGUCGUCGCCCACGAGCUCGGCGAGUGCGGCGGCAAAGCCCAGGCCUACGGUGAACUGGGCGCUCUCCACAGCCAGCUGGGCAACUACGAGCAGGCCAUCUCCUGCCUGGAGCGUCAGCUCGCCAUCGCCCGCGACACCCAGGACCGCCUACUGGAGGGCGACGCCAGCUGCGGUUUGGGCGUCGUGUAUCAGUCAAUGGGAGAGUACGAGACGGCGCUGAGGUGCCACCAGAGUGACCUGGAGAUUGCGGAGGAGACGGGGAGCCCCGCGCGGCAGGCGCGCGCCUACGGCAACCUGGGUCUCACGUACGAGUCGCUGGGGAACUACGAGCGAGCCGUGGUUUUCCAGGAGCAGCAUCUAAGUGUGGCAGCACAGACUAAUGACUUGGCUGCCAAGACACUGGCCUAUGGCAGCCUGGGGAGAACACACCACGCACUGCAGAACUACUCGCAGGCUGUCAUGUACCUGCAGGAAGGCCUGCGGCUCGCGGAGCAGCUGUCUCGGCGCGAGGACGAGGCGAAGAUCCGACACCGUCUCGGGCUCUCGCUUUGGGCCAGUGGGAACCUGGAGGAAGCCCAACAUCAGCUUUACCGAGCGUCUGCGCUAUUCGAGACCAUCCGUCACGAAGCACAGCACAGCACGGACUACAAACUCUCCCUGUUUGACCUGCAAACGUCCUGUUACCAGGCUCUCCAGAGGGUGCUGGUCAGCCUCGGCCACCACGACGAGGCGUUGGCGGUGGCAGAGCGAGGUCGUACGCGAGCCUUCGCUGACCUGCUGGUGGAGCGGCAGACCGGUCAGCAGGACUCGGACCCUUACACCCCGGUGACCGUGGAGCACAUCCUGGACACGGUGAACAGCCAGAGAGCCCUAGUGCUUUACUUCUCCAUGGCAGCGGGUUAUUUAUACAGCUGGCUGCUGGCUCCAGGAGCAGGUAUCCUGAAGUUUCACGAGGUGUACCUGGGCGAGGGCGUGUCAGAGGGAGGCUCAGACUUCCAGGAGGGAGGCAGCGGCGGCGGAUUGGUCGGCGGAUCGUCGCUGGAGCAGCACAUCGGCAGCGCCCGCGAGGCUCUGGGAGUCGAGUCUUACUACAGCAGAGGGUGCUCGAGCAGCGAGACCGAGAGCGAGGCGGGAGAUUUCCUGGACCAGCAAUUCGAGGAGCUCAACAACAAGCUGAACUCGGUCACUGAUCCGACAGGCUUCCUGCGCAUGGUGUCCAGGAACAACCUGUUCAACAGGAGUUGCCAGAGUAUGACCAGCCUGUUCAGUAACACCAUGUCUCCUGCCAAAGACGGUAACUCUUCCCUGCCUCGCCGCUCCAGCAACCUCGGCAAACCUCCACUCCGGGCACUUUAUGAUUUGCUCAUUGCACCUAUGGAGGGGGGCUUGAUGCACUCCAGUGGACCCGUGGGCCGACACAGACAGCUGGUGAUGGUGCUGGAGGGAGAACUGUACCUCAUUCCCUUCGCCCUGCUGAAAGGAAGCUCUUCGAACGAAUACCUGUACGAGCGCUUCAGCCUCAUCGCCGUUCCCUCCAUCCACGGCCUCGGGUCCAGUGCAAAGGCCCACUCUCGGCGUCAAGGAACUGCUCCGUGUGGCGGCGUAUCCAUGGCGGCGGUGGUGGGGAACCCUCGGCUGCCCUCACCUGUGAUGGACAGGUGGUUGUGGGGGCCCAUGCCCUCUGCGGAGGAGGAGGCGCUGAUGGUGGCCGAGCUGCUGGGAUGCCAGCCGCUGGCGGGUUCUUCCGCGACCAAGGAGAGGGUGAUGAGCGCACUCACGCAAGCCGAGUGUGCCCACUUCGCCACGCACAUCUCCUGGAAGCUAGCGGCACUGGUGCUCACCCCAAACCCCGAGGGCGGACAUGGAGGCGCGAGCGCCAGCGUGGGUGUGGGAACAGUGGGGCGAGGAGCGGGCAGCAGGAGAGGCAGCAGCAGUCGAGGCCGGAAGGGCUCGAUUGGAAGCAGCUACACCAUCCCGGAGUCUCUGCACAUGCAGGACGACAGCAGUGACGUGGAGAGUAUCUGCGACAGUCCGCCCCUGCAGGAGUUCCUCCUCACGGCGGCAGAUAUCCUGGACCUGAGGUUGCCUGUCAAGCUGGUGGUGCUGGGUUCAUACCAGGAGUCCAGCAGUAAGGUGACAGCGGACGGAGUGGUGGGACUGACCCGAGCCUUCCUGGCCGCCGGGGCUCAGUGUGUCCUCGUGUCGCUGUGGCCCGUUCCCGUCGCAGCCUCCAAGGUGUUCGUCCACGCCUUCUACACUGCCUUGCUCAAUGGCACCAAGGCCAGUGCGGCGCUGGCUGAUGCCAUGAAGACCGUUCAGAGCAGCAAGCAGUACUCGCACCCAUCCAACUGGGCAGGAUAUAUGCUGAUCGGCAACGACGUGAAGCUCAACAGCCCGUCGUCGCUCAUUGGCCAAGCUCUGGCGGAGAUUCUGCAGUAUCCAGAUCGAGUGCGGGACGCCCUGAGAGUUUUACUCCACCUGGUGGAGAAGUCUCUUCAGAGGAUACAGAACGGUCAGCGUAACUCCAUGUACACGUCGCAGCAGAGUGUGGAGAACAAGGUGGGGGGCGUGCCCGGCUGGCAGGCGCUGCUGACGGCCGUGGGCUUCCGUCUGGACUCUGCGGGCCCCGGUAUCCCUGCGGCCGUGUUCUUUCCCACCGCAGACCCGGGGGACAGGCUCCAGCAGUGCAGCACCACUUUACAAUCACUACUGGGUUUGCCACCACCAGCUCUCCAGGCUCUGUGCAAACUCAUCACAGCGUCAGAGGCGGGAGAGCAGCUCAUCAACCGGGCUGUUAAAAAUAUGGUGGCUAUGCUCCACCAGGUGCUAGUCCAACUCCAGACAGGAGAGAAAGAGCAGGAUUUCUCCCUCCUGCCCAUUCAGGUGUCCAUCAGUGUGCAGCUAUGGCGACUCCCAGGAUGCCAUGAAUUUUUGGCUGCUCUCGGAUUUGACUUAUGUGAGGUCGGCCAAGAAGAAGUGGUGCUGAAGACGGGCAAGCUGGCCAACCGUCGCACCUUGCACUUUGCCCUCCAGUCUCUGCUGGCGCUGUUUGACUCCACUGAACUGCCAAAGCGUUUGAGCCUGGACAGUUCGUCGUCCCUCGAGUCUCUGGCUUCUGCCCAGUCGGUGUCCAACCCACUGCCCAUGGGCUACUCCAGCCUUCCCUUCUCUCCCCCGUGCCUGGACAAUCAGGCGUCCGACGCCAUCUCUGUCUACAGCCUCAGCUCUGUAGCCUCCUCCAUGAGCUUUGCCUCCAAGUCGGAGUGUGAUUUCCUCAGUCAUCGGCAACGCGGCGGGGCCACGGCACACUACUCCAUCCACAAACACCCUCACGUUCCCCGUAGCCGCUCAUCUCCUCAUGGGGCGGCUGCUGCAGCACCGGGAGCCCGGGGGGAUGAGGAGGAGUACGAGGGUUUUUCCAUUAUCAGCAGUGAGCCACUGGGAAGCCACUGUGAUUCCCUGCCUCUGCCGCCAGGCCACAGCCAGCGUCACCACCGCGGCGGCAGGGGAGUCGUUAGUGGUGUCGGCACAGGAGCAGGGAGAGGAUACACUGUGUCAGUAUCGUCAAGGGGCAGCGUCAGCACCCCCACAUCCCCUGUCAAAACAUGCCUCGUGCCCAGCCCAAACUCGCCUUUCCAGAAGGUGGGUAAGGUGAGUAGUUCUGAUACAGGCGAAUCUGACCAGUCCAGCACCGAGACGGACAGCACCGUCAAGUCUCAGGAGGAAAAAACUGCCCCUCUGGAUCCUCAGGAGCUGGCCCAGAAGAUUCUCGAGGAGACGCAGAGUCACCUACGCGCCGUGGGUAGCCUUCAGAGAGCUGGGCCAGAUGGUGGAACGACUGGUGGGACCUCAGCCCGGAGCAGCGCCUUCCGCUCCUCUGAAACGAGUGCGUUCAGCCGUCCCAAUAGCAGCGCGAGUGGCCGAGCUCAGUCUUCCCCAAAACCCAAACCCCCCUCGCGUUCCUCCUCACUUCAGAAGGUAAGCUCAGGCUACAACAGUCCUGCAGUCUCCGAGUCUUCCCAAAAGGAGGGCAGCCAUCCUUCUCCCACUCUGGACAGCCACGCACAGUUCAAACUCAAGUACCCAAGCUCCCCAUAUAGUGGCCACAUUUCCCGUUCACCAAGUAAUGUGUCUCCAAGUUCCGGUCACCAGUCCCCAGUAGGUAGCGCUCCGUCCCCAGCCCUGUCCUAUUCGUCGACAGGCUCCGCCUGCUCCACAUCAGCUGAUGCCACAGACUUGGACCGGCUAAGAAGAGGGGUCAUUGAUGAAAAGGUCCAAGCGAUCCACAAUCUGAAGACCUUUUGGGCUAACGCUGCAGCCCAGCAACAGCAACAUCUUGGUCCUGUCAAGGCCGUCCACGGUUCUCCGGGACCCCUUGCGUCUGCAAGUAGGGACGUACUGAGCCUUCUGAACCUUUCGCCACGGCGUUGUUCCCCUAAUGACACCCAAGACAGCCUGGAGCUGCGGGAGCUGGGGCUGCAGUCACUGGACAGGGGCAGUAAGAACUCUUCCAAUGGACACCACUGCUCCAACACUAGAAAAGUGGCCCCAUCACCGACUAUUUCCACAAGUAGUAGUCCCGGUGCUCGUUCCAUCCGACUUCCUGCGGGUAAUGGAUACAAGUUUCUGUCGCCAGGGAGGUUUUUCCCGUCCUCAAAAUGCUGAGACGUUUGAAAUGGUCCCAAACUUUUACAUAUGGUUUGUUAUGCUGUGUGCUGGGGGAGUCGGGCACUGUCCGAGGACCACUAUCGGCGCACCAAGCUUGACUGACAGUGAUCGGGGUCACUGAGAGUGAUCCCGCAAGAGGCACAUGAAUGCUUUAGGGGAGUGUCUUGUCUUUGUGCCCAUAACACUGUAAAUGGCAAUGAGAAAUACUCAACGACCUGAUACUGUGUUUGUGUGUAAGUGUGUGUCAGGUAGAUGUAAAUGCCAUUUGGUAAUAAUUCCCCCCCCCCCUCCAAAAUGUUGCUGUUUGUGUGGGCCAAGAUGCAACAAGGUUUUCUCCAUUCACAGAUUUUUUUGUUUUGUUUGUUUGUUUCUGAAAUAUAAUGGUUAUUGUUAUUAUUAUUAUUGUUUGUUAUUGUUAUUAAUAUUAUAAUAAUUAUUAUUAUUAUUAUCAUGUUUUGUAAAUUAAUUCCAGUGUUUCACAAUCAGUAUUAAGCAUUUUUAUAUUAUUGAAAAGUGAACAAAACCUGUACCAUGUAAAGAUGGAAAGAGUGGGAGAGGGGGAAAAAAAGAUUUAAUAUUUUUUAUUGAAAUCAAAAAGGGCUUUUUGCCUGAUUUCUUUGUGAAUUGACUGUUUGCUCUGAAGCAUGGAUUCUCUUGCUAUUCAAUGUUAAGUACCACGUAUGACUUUUUAGCCAACGAUUUUUUUCUUUUUGAGAUUAACAUUAAAAAGUUUCAUGACAACCAUCUGUCAUUUAUCAGUAAACAGUUUCAAUAAACACAUCAUGUUUG
This is a messenger RNA of Solea senegalensis (Senegalese sole), 7377 nucleotides long. RefSeq names its product tetratricopeptide repeat protein 28-like. Gene Ontology annotation, molecular function: protein binding. Bases 31 to 6585 code for a protein of 2184 amino acids. Lineage: Eukaryota; Metazoa; Chordata; Actinopteri; Pleuronectiformes; Soleidae. The transcript has 20 exons. The record is from RefSeq and is a predicted model, not a curated record.